Ailuropoda melanoleuca (giant panda) is the source of this 4069-nucleotide messenger RNA. It is a transcript of the gene MX2, whose product is annotated as MX dynamin like GTPase 2. Gene Ontology annotation, cellular component: microtubule; nucleus; cytoplasm. Gene Ontology annotation, biological process: receptor internalization; synaptic vesicle budding from presynaptic endocytic zone membrane; defense response to virus. The transcript has 14 exons. Gene Ontology annotation, molecular function: GTPase activity; microtubule binding; GTP binding. The record is from RefSeq and is a predicted model, not a curated record. NCBI's taxonomy places the organism in Eukaryota, Metazoa, Chordata, Mammalia, Carnivora, Ursidae. The coding region runs from base 215 to 2353 and encodes 712 amino acids.
CGGUUACUUGGUUUCAUUUCUGUGGCCGGGAUGUUUGGUUUCAUUUCUGUCAGCGCUGCUCAGGGGGAGUGAGUCCCACAGCAUAUAAGAGGGACGCGAAGAAGGAUGGGAUGAGUCCUGGUGCGCACUGCACUGAGAAGGCACAGAGAGCUUGUUAAGAAGACGACGUGCUGAGCAUCGGCGAGCACUGCCACCAGUUCUGACUCAGUGACUAAUGUCAAAGCCACCAGGGUCUUGGCCAUACCAGAAGCGGAAGAUGUUUCUUCCUCAACAGCAACCAAAAAAAGAACUGAAUUUCUUCCAGCAGCAGCCACCGCCAUCUGGUGAGGGAGCAGGACACAUGAUGUGUCCCCCAAACCAUCAGGUCAGAGGGCAGGAUCCCGUUUCCCUCACCAAGGAGUUCUUCUCGCUGGCACUGAACCCUCAGCAGCUAGAAGGAAGCAGGGGCCAACAGAGGGCAAAGGGCCUCGAGCUCAGCCUGGCUAGCCAGUACGAGGAGAAGGUGCGCCCCUGCCUCGACCUCAUCGACUCCCUGCGGGCGCUGGGCGUGGAGCAGGACCUGGCCCUGCCCGCCAUCGCCGUCAUCGGGGACCAGAGCUCGGGCAAGAGCUCGGUGCUGGAGGCUCUGUCAGGGGUCGCCCUCCCCAGAGGCAGCGGAACCGUGACCAGGUGCCCGCUGGUGUUGAAGCUGAAGAAACAGCGGCACGAGGGCACGUGGAGGGGGCGGGUCAGCUACCGCAAGACGGCGCUCCAGCUCCAGGACCCAUCCCAGGUGGAGACGGAGAUCCUCAAAGCCCAGAACACCAUAGCUGGGAACGGACUUAGCAUCAGCCAUGAGCUCAUCAGUCUGGAGAUCACCUCCCCUGAGGUUCCGGAUCUGACCCUCAUUGACCUCCCCGGCAUCACCAGGGUGCCUGUGGGAAACCAGCCCCAGGACAUCGGAUUGCAGAUCAAGGCACUCAUCAAGAAGUACAUUCAGAGGCAGCAGACCAUCAACUUGGUGGUGGUCCCCUGCAACGUGGACAUCGCCACCACGGAGGCGCUGAGCAUGGCUCAGGAAGUGGACCCCGAAGGAGACAGGACCAUAGGAGUCCUGACCAAACCAGAUCUCGUGGACAAGGGCACCGAACCCGUGGUCAUGCGAGUGGCACAGAACCUCACGUACCGUCUCCAGAAGGGUUACAUGAUCGUGAGGUGCCGGGGCCAGGAGGAGGUCACCAACAAGCUGACCCUGGCCGAGGCGACCAUGAAAGAAACGACGUUCUUCCAGACACAUCCACAUUUCAGAGCUCUCCUGGAGGAAGGAAAGGCCACGGUGCCCUGUCUGGCAGAAAGACUGACCAAUGAGCUCAUCUUGCACAUCAAUAAAUCACUCCCGUUGUUAGAAAAGCAGAUAAGGGAGAGCCACCAGAGGGCGAUGGAGGAGCUGCGCCAGUGCGGAGAGGACAUCCCCAGCAACGAAGCUGAUAGAAUGUUCUUCCUGAUCGAGAAAAUCAAGGUGUUUAAUCAGGACAUUGGAAAGUUAAUAGAAGGAGAAGAAGCCGUAAAGGAGAAAGAGACGCGCCUAUAUAACAAAAUCAGGCAGGAGUUUGAAAAAUGGGUGCUCGUACUCACAGCCAAUACCCAAAAAGUUAAAAAUAUUAUUCACAAAGAAGUCUCAAUAUAUGAAAAGCAGUAUCGUGGCAAAGAGCUGCUUGGAUUUGUCAACUACAAGACGUUCGAGACCAUCGUGCACCAGUACCUGGAACAGCUGGUAGACCCCGCACUCGCCGUGCUCCUGAAGGCUGUUGAAAUUGUCUGGGAAACGUUCGCCGACACAGCCAAGAAACACUUUAGUGAAUUUUCCAACCUUAAUCAAACAGCCCAGAACAAGAUUGAAGGCAUAAAAACGAAACAAGCAGAAACAGCAGAAAAUCUGAUCCGACUUCAGUUCCGAAUGGAGCAGCUCGUUUAUUGUCAAGACGAGAUUUACAGCGAGGUUCUGAACCAAGUCCGGAAAGAGUUCUUUAACCCCGUGGGGAAGUCCUUGCAGGAUCCUGAGUUAAAACUGUCUUUCUCCAAAGAUCAGUCUUCGAUGUCGUCCAUCACUGAGAUUGGGACGCACCUGAAUGCCUAUUUCUGGGAAACCAGCAAGCGUCUCGCCAACCAGAUCCCAUUCAUAAUUCAGUAUUUCAUACUCCAAGAGAACGGCAGUUGCUUGCAGAAAGCCAUGAUGCAGAUAUUACAGGACAGAGAGCACUACUGCUGGCUGCUUCAAGAACAGAGCGAUACCUCCACCAAGAGGCGAUUCCUUAAGGAGAAGAUUUACCGGCUGACUCAGGCUCGGCAAGCUCUCUAUAACUUCUGCAAUUAAAGGGGGCACAUCCGCGGAGGGGCAACAAUGCUUUGGGGUUUUUUCUUCCGUGCAUUCACUCUAAGGGGAUGCAGGAAGGGGCUUCUCAUUUGGAACGAGGCUUUUCUGUCGCCGCCUGUGUCCACUUUCGCUGUACUGCCCUUGCACUCAGCACCAGAGCUUGUAUCUGAGGUCCACACACACCCGGGGCUGGUACCUCCACCAGGAAGCCUUCCCUGAUCUCCCCAGAGAGGUGGCUCUCCAGUCCCCGAGCCCCACAACCCCCAGUCACAGCAUUCUCAAAUACUGCUCUCUUUCUUGGUUAGACUGUAGACCCCAGAGCGGGGAGGUCAGGAUCAUAUUGACCUUUUGUAUUUCCAGAAUCUUGAAUGGCACCUGCUACCUACUAGCCCCUUAAUAAAUGAGAGCUCACUGAACACACGAAUGGGGACGACUAUGGCGCUGUGGCUUAAAUGCACACUUCGGUGGUUUGAGAUGGUGUCCCUUGGCUGGUCACUCUCCGAGCAAUUCAGCCAGGCCACCUGCUUCCCACUGUUGACUGUAGCCGUGUUUCCAGACCCCAGGGGAACAAGCCUGAGCGAUACCCACUUUAACGUGCACCGUUUCCCUGGCUGCGAUGAGCUCCCGUUGCUAUGUUAAGUCUUAAGAGGAGUUUAAUAAGGAAAAAUAUUUUUUUGCAGUAGAGAUCAUCUGGUCAUGUAGGCAAGCAUUUAUCUCUGGCUCCUGUUCUAGUCCAUUGGUCUGCAUCUGUCUUUGCGCCAGGACCACACCGUUUUGCUAACGGGAGCUGUAGUAAGUUCUGAAAUCAGGAAGUGUGAGUUCUUAGCUUCGUUCUUCUUUUUCAGGGUUAUUUUGCCUAUUUCAGGGUACCUGGAGAGUCCUCGUGAAUCGUUGGGUGGGUUUUUGUCUCUCUACAAAAAAACGUCACUGGGAUUUGGACAGGGGUGGCAUUGACUCCGGAGGUCACUUUGGAUAGUAUUUGCAUCUUAACAAUAUUAAAUCUUGCAAUCCAUGAACACUGGAUGUCUUCCCGUUUAUUUAUGUCUUCUUUAAUGUCUUUGAGCAAUGUUCUAUCGCUUUCGGUGUGCACGUCUUUCAUUUCCUGGAUCAAGUUAAUCCCUAAGUAGUUUAUUCUUUUUGAUGCUGUUGUAAGUGGGGCUGUUUUUCUUCAUUUCUUUUUCAGGUUGUUCGUUGUUAAGGUAGAGAAAUGCGGCGCUGACUUUGUGUCUUGGUCCUCUUGAAUUUGUUCAUUAGUCUUCCCUCCCAACAGGUUUUCGUUUUUCAUUUUUUGGGUUUUUUUGCUGAAUAUUUGUGGUUUUCCACAUAUAAAGCCCCACAGUCUGUGAAUAGAGAUAAUUGUACUUCUUCCUUUGUAAUUUGGGUGACUUUCGGGUCAUCUUUCUGGAUUCGUCUUCUGAGCCCUUCUUGAACAGAAAUGACAAGGGCAGGGUGUCCCUGGUUUUAAAGAGCCCUCACGAUAUUGAAGCUAACAGAUAUGAAAAGAGCAUAUGAAAGAGAAAAUAGUGGUCUUACUUUUGGUGUCCUUUACUUUUCUUUUCUUUUGUAAUUUGGACUUUCCCCUCGUUUGAUGAGCUGGGUCACACGCAAAGAGUAGCAGUGCUGAGAAGACCCGUGGGCCCUGUUCCCGUGUCUGUUGUCUUCUUAAUCUUUAAAUUAUAAUUGCUGUUGUGAAAAUAAAGUCUGGGGAAAAUAGUC